AUGGAAGUGUUGUAUCCAGCCGUCCAGUUAGCCACAGGUCACAGAUUAUCCUUGCUUCCUGCUAUGGUGGCGGCUAUUCACAGUGGGUUACGGCAGUUAGUUUCCGCAUUCACGCAAGAGAAAAAGAAACCCUCUGCCAGUAUAUCUGUUCCGAAACUAGAAUUACCCUACACUUAUUUGAUGACAUGGUUGGUUCUGCACCGGCCAGAUUUAAUGGAAGCUCCUGAGACGGUGGAUCCUAGUCUUCCUCUUUUACAGAUCCUUGAGGGUUGCAAAUGGAUCAAACAUCGAUGGCCGGACAUAACGAGGCAGUUCAAAAUUCAUAAGUGUUGGGAAUUCUUCCCUUGCUUCCCUCGGUUCUCCGGCACUUACAACACAACUUUAUUGGAUGCUGAAGACCCGAGGCAGAACCAAUUCAUCUUCUUCCUCCAAACCUCCUCCAUUGUUUUUCUUUCAAGAGCUCCAUACCCCAAAGAAAUUCGGUUUUUUGUAUGCUCCUUCUUGGCCGAAAAUUUUCACUUUUCACUAGGGUUUCUCCCUCCACCUUCAAGCUCGGAUCUUGACUCUUGGAUUGGGGAUUUCAAGCCUCUUGAUUUGGAUUUGCAAUGUCUCCGCGUCGAUCUCGUCCCCGGAGGAGCCGUUCUCGUUCACAGCAUAGUGAGGAGGAGGUCCCCACGACAUCCUCUCCCGCGGCUUCAUUUUUCGGGGUGGAAUUUCCCGCGGGUAGCCUUCCUCCUCACGCCAACACCGGAUGUAGUCGGGAGGUUUUCUCUUCCGCUACUCUUAGGCAGGCUGUUGGCCCACUUCCUCGGUUCGACGGGGAUCGUCCAAAUGACUCUUGCCGUUCGAUACAGGAAGGAGGGCGCCAUUGCUUGCGCCAACUUAUCACAGAUGCCUCCUUCACCCCUGAUUCUACUUCCACUCAGGUUCUAAAGAAGCCGGGUUUUCUAUUUGGAGAUCAUGUCAGGGAUCCUGCCACGCUGACUCUUUGUGAGGAGCAUUGGUUAACUCUUGACGGUGGAGCCUGUUUGUACAUCCCUUCGAUUCCACGCCACUAUUCUUUCAGUCAUUUGAAGGGGCAAGCCGUGGACCGGCAGAUGUCUUGGCAUCUUACUGAAGAUGCUGAUCGGGUUCAAUGCGGAUAUGCUACUCACCAUAAGACUCCUGGCUCUGAUGGGUAUCAUGACGUGCGUGGUCUACGACCCGGGAUUAUGGGUCUUGAUACUGCA
Molecule: messenger RNA, 1229 nt
Organism: Asparagus officinalis (garden asparagus)
Lineage: Eukaryota; Viridiplantae; Streptophyta; Magnoliopsida; Asparagales; Asparagaceae
Exons: 4
Coding region: 1-933 (310 amino acids)
Source: RefSeq, a predicted model, not a curated record